UUCCGGAGAGUCUGAUCUGUUCUCAGUGAUGACUGAUGAAGAGAUUGCUUUGUUGAAGAGUACAUUCUCAGUGGGAGUGGCUAGUGCGAAUGCUACGGAUGUUGUGCGUACUAGGAGUUCUGAUCAUCCUCAUGCACAUCUCAGUGCUCCAGAAGUUGUUGCAUUGUACAAUUACGGAAUAGAAAGUCACAUGAUUAAGACAGAGGAUAAUUACUUUUUAACAGUUCACAGAAUAACUGGUAAUAGUAAGAAUCCAAAUCCUGAGGGAAAACGCGUUGUUUUUCUUCAACAUGGACUUUUGUCUAGUUCGAUGGAUUGGGUUAUUGCUGGUCCACGGAGAGGCUUAGCUUUCCUCUUGGCUGAUGCUGGUUACGAUGUGUGGAUGGGAAAUGCCAGAGGAAAUCGAUACUCACGUAGUCAUAAAUUUUUGUCUAUCAAAGAUCCAGAAUACUGGCAAUUCGACUGGCAUGAAAUUGGAUCUCGAGAUCUUCCCGCGAUGAUCGAUCACGUGCUGAAUGUAACCAAACGUGAGAAGCUCUUCUACAUUGGUCACAGUCAAGGAAGUACGGCAUUCUUCGUGAUGGCCAGCGAACUUCCAGAAUACAACGAUAAAAUUAACGCCAUGUUUGCACUUGCACCUGUGGCUCACUGUGGCAGAAUGAAGAGUCCGAUUUUCCAAGCACUCUCAAGAAUAUUGAAACCUCUCAGUUUCCUGACUAAUAUAAUGGGUGCAUACGAGUUCAAGCCGACAAACCAGUUCGUCAAACGAUUUACGUCUUUUAUUUGCGGUUCAUUCCUGCAACCUAUCUGCUCAAAUGUGAUUUUCAUGAUCGCCGGAUUUAAUCCUGAGCAGCUUGAUACGGAGUUACUUCCGGCAAUUCUAGCUCACGUACCAGCUGGCGCUGCCGUUAAGCAAUUUAUACACUACGGUCAACUGAUCAAGACACGAUCUUUUCGACAAUUUGACCAUGGAAGGUCGAUGAAUAUGGAGCAGUACAAAUCGAGGAUACCACCUGAUUAUAAUAUCACUAAAGUUACGGCUCCAGUAUCUCUCCACUACACUGUUAACGACUGGCUGUCACAUCCAAGCGACGUAGACCUGCUAUACUCACAACUACCAAAUCCCAUUGUCAAACUCCGCGUUCCAAACGACAAGUUCAACCACCUCGAUCACUUAUGGGCGAAGGAUGUUAAAAAGCUUCUAUAUGAUAAGGUGAUGAGCUUGAUGAAGCGCUACUAAGAUUGAUAGAUAAAUGAAUUUUUCACUCUUGGAACGAGUUUAGAACUAGCUAAAUUGUUAAUUUGUUUUCAAAAAUUAUUUUGUUGUGUUACAAUGUGAUGAAAAUGU
This is a messenger RNA of Phymastichus coffea, 1348 nucleotides long. Its product is annotated as lipase 3-like. The record is from RefSeq and is a predicted model, not a curated record. The transcript has 8 exons. Gene Ontology annotation, molecular function: hydrolase activity, acting on ester bonds. Lineage: Eukaryota; Metazoa; Arthropoda; Insecta; Hymenoptera; Eulophidae. Bases 29 to 1240 code for a protein of 403 amino acids. Gene Ontology annotation, biological process: lipid metabolic process.